This is a messenger RNA of Cylindrotheca closterium, 1152 nucleotides long. The record is from the annotation of a GenBank genome assembly. Lineage: Eukaryota; Bacillariophyta; Bacillariophyceae; Bacillariales; Bacillariaceae.
AUGGCGGUCGACUGGCUCCUCCAACAAUGGUUCCCAGCCCUUAGCCAGCGGCCGGGUGUCAAGAUCGCCUGCGACGGCCUUUCGGCCAUUGAAAUGGCCUUUGAAGAUCGACCCCUUUCACCCACUGAUGCACAAUUUGACCUGAUCUCUUCCAUCCGGGAAGCCAUCUCUCGGUCUCCGGUGUCUUGGUCUCCACAGCAUGUCUACGGACAUUUGGACAAGUCCAACUUAUUUGAUGAACUCACUUGGUGGGAAAAGAAAAACCUGGAGGUAGAUGGCAUGGCAGUGGAUUUCCGCAAGGAACUAGAGGCCGCCCACCAACUUAUCCCCCCCAAUCCUCGGUUCUUCACGGAGCUGGCAGCUCUUUUUGUGGCUGACACAAAGCAGUCUCGGCUGAGUGACCACUUCAUUCAGGAGUGCGUGACACUCCCCCGCCUGCGGCAACAAUGGAGGAACCGUAAUGUGAUCUCUGAGGAGUCUGAAAACCUUAUUGACUGGGAGACACUGGGUCGCGCUAUGCGGUCACUUCCUGCCGGACUCCAGCGCUGGAUUACAAAACAUUGGGUGGGCAUGUGCGGCACGGGGAAGUUCAAAGUGUAUUGGGGCCUCGAAUCGUCCGCUGCGUGCCCUCGGUGCGGCGAGUUUGAAGAUCACUUGCAUGUUCCCCGUUGCCCAGCAGCCUCGGCUAGGGACGAAUGGGAUCGGAGGGUGACCGCUCUCUCGCUCUGGAUGGAUAUACAUCUUACCUCCCCCGCCAUCAAACAUGCGAUACUCCUUCUGCUUCAGGGUGUUCGCGAUUCAUCACGUCCCACCUCUCGUUUGAUCUCUCGGACCAUUCGCCCGGCCUUUCUGGCACAGGAAGCUAUUGGGUGUCAGGGACUUUUGGAAGGCAGACUAGCCUCCUUGUGGCUGUCUCUGCAACAAAAUUAUUUUGACAAGAUUCACAGUCGCGGUCGGUUUCUCUGUGGGCCUCCCGUCUCUCCCAGCAACUCAUCUCCAUUGGGUUCUAUAUGUGGGAACAACGGAACGCCGUUCAACAUUCGGAUGACAAUGUUCAGCUCCAUGAACGUCACUGUGCUGUCAACGAGGGGAUUCACUCUCAGUUUGAUAUGGCUUCAGCUGAUUUACCUCCGGAUAUUAGAAGCAUGCUGA